AUGGCAAACAAAUUCAGCUUCACCGACGAUUGGAGCAGCUCGCCGCCGUCGACUCCUGGCCAGACCCCGAACAAGGGAUCAGCGUACCCCUUCGGCGAUAACCCUUCGACGACCCCUGCCGGCCCGCCUCCGUCGUCCCAGGCCUCGUUCACACCCGCCGGCGCACCGUCUGCAUCCUACCUCGGAAGCUCAUUGCUGGGCGACGGCACUAAUCAGAAGCCAUUCAACUUCGGAGGAGCAAGUACGACCGGCCCUGCCAGGAACCUCUUUGCACGAAGCGACGCCAGUUCCCAGCAGCCCUCCCAGGGGCCCCUAGGCCGGUCAGUCCAUCAAAACGCGAAACACGUCAGACAGCCCUCGGGAUUGAGCAAAGAAUAUGGCGCUACGGAAAACAAGGUCACCUACGAUAACCGCACCGGGCGGUACAUGAUACCCGACGACUCGGAGGACGAAGAGGAAGCGGAGGAAGAGGAGUAUGAUGAGCGUGAGGCUGUCAACGCCGAGAUGGAGCGGUAUCUCGAGGCCGACCUGGACGACGAGGACGCCGAUGGAGAGGCCGAGGAUGAGGAGCUGAUCGACGACGACGACGAUAUGUUUCUCAACAUGCGCCACAGCACGCGCCAAGACGAUGAGCCCGUCUACUCGGACGACGACCGCGAUGGCCUCAAUGGCGCUAACGACUCAGACCUCCUCCUCUUGAACACACCGGCGGCUACGGAGCGUAUGCGCAGAGAAGCCGAGGACAUUUUCCGCGCCUCAUCCAUGCGACGGUCUUCGACGUCGAGACGGAAGGACUUCAAGUACGCAGCGAUUGCCAAAGAUCUGUACACUCAAAUGGGCAUGACUACGAUCACCGAGUCCCCAGGGGUUGUGUUGCAGACGGAGGACUUGGUGAACGAGCUGUACGACGAGGGAAUUGGCGCACUGGACGACCCCGGAAGGCUCGACGGUUCUUUGGCGACAAUUGUCCAGCCGCUGACUGAGUUGUGGGACAACUUCGCCGAGACUCUGCCGACGCCCGAAGGAGAGCAUGUAGCUGAGAUCGGGCCUGGUCCCAACGUUGAGCCUUUUGUCAAAGCUGCCUACGUCGCCAGGCUGGUACUUCAGAUGCACCACACCCGCUUUGCUGAUGGGCCUGGCCAGGCUAAGGCACCUCCUCUGCCCGAGGUCCUCUUCAACUGGAUCGAGGACAACCACAACCUGUAUCCUGAUCAGUUCGACCGUGUGAUGCGCCAUAAGCCCAGUCCUGCUAGCCACAGCCUCUUCUGGCCAACAAUACGGAGCGCACUUAUUCGGGGCAAGAUUCACCUCGCAUCCCAGUUGCUGAGAAACGCCGGUUGGGAAUCGGUCAGAAAAGGGACCCGCGCAGAAGUGGCAUACGCUGGCAAGACUCUGGAGAAUCUGCAGCGUGCUGUUGGCAUCACAUGCGAGGCGCUCGAUAUCUGCCCUGCUAAUAAGAGAAACUGGGACAUUUUCAGCAGCGACUGGACGCUGUAUCGUAUCCAGGCCAAGGGCUCAUUGGAUAGGCUGCAGCGAUUCGCGGAAGGCAAGGACAAGGGUCUUUAUGGUGAUAGUGACGACGGAUUAUACGGCCAGCCGUCCUUGGCUCGCCUCGCCCGCAAGGCCGAGGGACAGGUCCCCUGGGAUAUCUACGAACACCUCCAAACCAUCUACCAAAUUAUCCUGGGAACCCCCGAUGCUAUCCUCGAGACGGCACAAGACUGGUGCGAGGCCACCGUAGGUCUCUUCGGCUGGUGGGAAGAGGGACGCGGUCAACAGAAAUCCUUGCGCAUGUCCCGUUCGCAAGCUCUUCGUCUGCCGGCCGUUUCUUCUGGCCCGGACACGUACUUCGAGCGCCUCUCCCUGGCUUUCCACACUGCGAUUGAGUCGGACUUCCACUUCAACGCCAUGAACCCUGUCGAAGUUGCCAUUGCUUCCGCGUUCGAGUCGAAUUUCGCCGCGGUGAUCGGCAUCCUUCGAGGGUGGUCUCUGCCCAUUGCUUCGACCGUGGCAGAACUUGCGUCGCUUGGCCAAUGGCUUCCCAAGCCGGAGCCGCCUAACCUGAUCAUGAUGGAAAGCUUGGAUAUGGAGGACUUGGACAUUUUGGGAGUGAGCCCACAAGGCGCAGACGAGGUCGAGGGUAUCAAGGACACGACACUGACGCACUACGCACGAGAGUUGGCCGGCAUCGAUGUCCUGGCCGACAACCGAACUGGAUGGGAAAUGGCAAUUCAGGUGCUGGGUCGUAUGGAUUCGGCAGCAAAGUCUGAGGAGAUGGUCGGAGAGUUGCUUGGUGAUAUUCUCCAACAACUCGAAGCAGACUCGGGCGACAUGGUGGAGAAGGUCUGGAGGAUUCUGAACGACCUCGGCAUGAUCAACUACGCCGAGCAAACAGCAGAGACCUACGCAGAGAUCCUCGCGGAAGGCUCGCACAGAUACGGCGAGGCUUUGUGGUACUACGCUCUGGCUCAUCGACCAGGCAAGGUCCGCGAAGUGCUCAACCUUCUCAUGUCAUACUCCCUCCUUCACUCCACCGUCUACCCGCAUCCCAAUGAGCUGGACGACCACCUUUACAAGCUUCUCAACGAACGCAGUCAGACGCUAGAGAAAUAUGCCAAGCAGGAUCUCGAAGCGGCGCAGCUGCUCGGCCGGAUGCUGAGUGGAUAUGCAACCCUCCGAAAGUACUACGAAAUUCGAGACACCGAUGGGCUGGCGGACAUGUCCCCGCACAAGUCGGCGUCUCUCCGAAAGCAGGCGGCGUCUGCCUUGGUUGCCGUUAUCGCCAGCUCCGACGACAAUAUCCGCGGUGGUUUGUACGAUGAGACACGCGACGCCGUCGUAAGCGAGGACUUCAUUCUUGCGCUUCUCGGCGAAGCUCUUCCCUUCGUCAACCAGAACCCCUCUGUUAUCAAUCUCGACCAGAUGGACGUUAUGCUCAAGGCUGUCGAAGAUAUCCAAACUGUCAACUCAACAAUCUUCAAUGCCGCCGACGAGUUCUUCAAGCUUGUCCUGGCUUCUGCGCAUGGCCUGAAGGGUUCCACGCCCGCAGACCUGAUGCGUAAGAGCACCGGCUCCCUCGGAGGAAGUUACAUGCUCAGUGGCAGCUCGAUGCUCGCAAGUCAACUGAACCGCUCCAUCAGCGGUAGCAGCGGCGGCCUCUCCCGCGCCAACACCAAGCGCGGCUGGGACUGGAGGACGGGCCUCACGGCGGGCGCGUCGGCCGAGGACGUGCUGCGGGUGUUGCGACUGGGUCUGUCGAGGGACCUGGCGACGUCGUGGCUGGCCGAUGCCGACAGCACGCCCUUGUACUAG
Messenger RNA from Colletotrichum karsti, 3312 nucleotides. Its product is annotated as nuclear pore complex subunit Nup85. The coding region runs from base 1 to 3312 and encodes 1103 amino acids. Gene Ontology annotation, molecular function: structural constituent of nuclear pore. Gene Ontology annotation, cellular component: nuclear pore outer ring. The record is from RefSeq and is a predicted model, not a curated record. Gene Ontology annotation, biological process: protein import into nucleus; positive regulation of DNA-templated transcription; mRNA export from nucleus. The transcript is spliced from 2 exons. NCBI's taxonomy places the organism in Eukaryota, Fungi, Ascomycota, Sordariomycetes, Glomerellales, Glomerellaceae.